UUUCAAUGAGUGUUUCUAAAUAUUGACACAUUAUGUGUGUUUUUGUUAGCAGUUGGUAGCAAGACCUUCCAGUAUGAACUAUAUGGUGGCUCCUGUUACUGGUAAUGAUGUUGGAAUUCGUAGAGCAGAAAUUAAGCAAGGGAUUCGUGAAGUCAUUUUGUGUAAGGAUCAAGAUGGAAAAAUUGGGCUCAGGCUUAAAUCAAUAGAUAAUGGUAUAUUUGUUCAGCUAGUCCAGGCUAAUUCUCCAGCCUCGUUGGUUGGUCUGAGAUUUGGGGACCAAGUACUUCAGAUCAANGAAAUAUGGGCCUCCAUUUAUUUUCUUGUCCAGCCCCCAUAUGUGUUGAGGGUGGACCCUGUUUACAGGCCCUUUGAACGGACAAUUACCAUGCAUAAGGAUAGUACUGGACAUGUUGGCUUUAUCUUUAAAAAUGGAAAAAUAACAUCCAUAGUGAAAGAUAGUUCUGCAGCCAGAAAUGGCCUUCUCACCGAACAUAACAUCUGUGAAAUCAACGGACAGAAUGUCAUUGGAUUAAAGGACUCUCAAAUUGCAGACAUACUGUCAACAUCUGGGACUGUAGUUACCAUAACAAUCAUGCCUGCUUUUAUCUUUGAACAUAUUAUUAAACGGAUGGCACCAAGCAUUAUGAAAAGCCUGAUGGAUCACACCAUUCCUGAGGUCUAAAAGUCACGGCAGGAUGGAAACGUAGCUGAACUCCUCCAAUUUCCUUCUUCGGCAACUUCUGUAUUAUGCACAUGAAGCUUUCCCAGAUCCAGGGAGCAUAUGCUGCAUGAGGACCUUCCUAUCUUACAUUAUGGCUGGGAAUCUUACUGUUUCAUCUGAUAUCUUGUUCACAUUUCAAGACAAUUGUAGCCUUAUCCUGGUUUUACAGAUGUGAAACUUUCAAAAGAUUUACUGACUUUCCUAGAAUAGUUUCUCUACUGGAAACCUGAUGCUUUUACAAGCCAUUGUGAUUAGGAUGACUGAUACAGGCUUAGCUUUAUGUGAAAACCAGUCACCUUUCUCCUAGGUAAUGAGUAAUGCUGUUCAUAUCACUUUAGUUCUAUGGUAUAUUUGUGUUUUUAACAUGUUCCCAUAGUACAUUUAGAAUGAUUGCUUU
This is a messenger RNA of Galeopterus variegatus (Sunda flying lemur), 1118 nucleotides long. Its product is annotated as syntenin-1-like. Gene Ontology annotation, biological process: positive regulation of transforming growth factor beta receptor signaling pathway. NCBI's taxonomy places the organism in Eukaryota, Metazoa, Chordata, Mammalia, Dermoptera, Cynocephalidae. The record is from RefSeq and is a predicted model, not a curated record. The coding region runs from base 74 to 682 and encodes 202 amino acids. Gene Ontology annotation, molecular function: syndecan binding. Gene Ontology annotation, cellular component: cytoplasm; plasma membrane. The transcript has 5 exons.